UUUUCUGGGCCGCUGUCUAUUAUACGGUAUACGAAAACCGAAAACAGCUGUAGUGCAGCCCGUAACUACGUGUCGCGGAGUGGUGAUGUACGUUCGCUUCGCCGUUGUUCGGUAAUAGGUAGCCAUUUGUUGGCUUUUCGGUAUUCUUUAUAGAUUUUCAGGAAAACCCUGUAUCUUACGUCGUCCGUGAUACUGUUUGGUCCUUUAUGUGACAUUUUACUCACAAGUCAUCAAUAGGCCGAUAAAUAAAUAACACAUUGGACUCUAGGAAGUAGCAGUAUUUUGUUUCAAUUACUUAAUUGCUGGGAGCAAGAGCAAUCAGCUUUAGGUCUACGAAAGUAUUAAAUCAAAAUCCCCCGCGGAAACAAAGACGAUGACGAGUCGAAGAUGGAAAGUAUCAGCCGGCUGACGUUUGCCGGACUGCCGUCGCUCAUCAAGGAGUGCCAACGGCCCUACCAAUUGCCAUGGCUGAUCGCUAUUGCCAUUUUGACGUUAAUCACAACAGCGUCAUCGCACACCCGUCACGGUGCCGUUCUGAACGCACCCACCAACUGUAUCUACGUCAAAUCUUCGUAUUUGCGAUGCGAGGACCGGGUGGGAGAAGGUUUGACGCUGCCAGGGGACGUGACCCAUUUGGAAUUAAAAAACGUCAGUCAGGCCAGGAUAGAUGUAAAAUUCGUGAGGUAUCUACAGUGGACACAAAGUUCCUUAAAAGACAUAAAGCAAUGCCUGAUCAAUCCAGAAAACCUAAAAACUGUAGAUUUAAGCCAAAACAGCGUAAACGAAUUACAAAACUAUCAGUUCAACAAUUUCCAAAACCUUCUACACUUAAAUCUCUCCUACAACCAAAUCGGUGAUAUACCCAGAUACGUCUUCAAAGAUCAAAAGCUUAAAACGUUAAGUCUUAGUCAUAAUCAGUUACAGGCAUUACCAUUUCAGGUCUUUGCUACGGAACACAUGACUGAACUAGAUUUAAGUUACAACGCCUUAGCGACUUUCCUAGACCACUUUUUCAAAUUUAAUAAAUUAAUCGAAAUCCUUUUAUUAAAUAACAACCGCAUCAAUAAGCUAACUUCCAACGCUCUUGCCGACCUUACAGAACUGAAAAAGCUAGAUUUAAGCCACAAUUUAUUGCAACAUGUUGCAAAAGGUUUGUUCGAUUCUCUAAAUAAACUUGAAUACUUAAACUUGGCGGAGAACCCACUUAGUAAUUUAGCUAGUGGAACAUUCAGAGGCUUAAGACAUCUUAAAGAGCUAAACUUAAGCGGAAACAAGUUCACUCAGCUUACGUUCGGAUUGAUGCAUUUCAGUCCUAAUUUAUUGUCGCUAAAGCUAGAUGAUACAGAAAUAGAAGAAAUUCAUAAUUCGGAAUUACUGGGAGUGCCGUCCCUGCAAAAUCUGUCUAUGAAAAAUAAUAAAAGACUGAAAGAAAUUGAGAAUUUUGUUCUUGCUGAUACUCCACUGUUAAAAAUGUUGGAUAUCAGUGGAAAUUCAUUAAUAUUUUUGCCAAAAAGUAUUGUUAAUCUGACAAGCCUGACCUACUUAAAUAUCUCAAACAAUCCUUGGGCAUGUGAUUGUCGCAUGUUCUGGUUCGCGGACUGGGCAGAGUCUAAACGAAAUGUCACAAUGUCGGAACUAACCUGCGGACCAGAUGCUUAUCCAAAUGACAUGUUGCCAACUCUGCAUCAUCUAAACUGCACAAAACCUCAAAUUAUUUAUAAAUCGCCAACAAGAUUGUAUAGGCUUAAGGCAGAUGCUCUUUUGGAAUGUAGAUAUUCUGCAUACCCACCUCCCUCCAUUACAUGGAUCACUCCAAAAAGGGAAGUGUUUCAUUGGAACCCUGAUACAGGAAUUCCAGAUGUAUUUAAAAAACACCCUCAUGCGCAUGACACAUUGAUGACUCCUUUGCGGAUUAUUCCUCCAAGAAUACAGGUCUUGGACAAUGGAACUCUUUGGAUCCGCAACGUUACCCGGAGCGAUUGCGGCCGCUACUACUGCUACGCAAAUAACCCCGUGGCAAAUCAUACGGAGGAUGUGUUGUUACAUAUCGAUCCAACUGACUGGAAUCAGAUUAGGAUUUUUAGCCUUAUUGUGGGAAUUGAGAGUGCUGGCGGGUUUCUUGGAUUAACGCUUAUCGUCCAGUUUCUACGAUACAUACUUAAACGAUUCGGCAUUCUAAACAACUUCUGCAGCUUCUGUAAAAGAGACCGAGUUUCUCCGAGAGCUCGACAGAUUUACACUAUGCUGGAUAAUAUUGAGCAGUAUAAAUCUCAGCAAUUAGAGAGGUUGCGUGAAAAUUAUACUCAACAGGUCAAUAGAAUCAAAGAGAACUGCGCACAGCAAAUGGAAUGGAUCCAAAAUAGUUAUCAGUCACAGACUAAACAUCUUAAAGAUUUUAGGGACAUCGGGACGCAACAUUUAACUACGUUAAGAGGACAAUAUUGUGAUCAGGUUCGCAAAGUUCGAGACUACUCGACCACGCAACUCAACUGGGUACGCGAAAACUACGUCUUCCAGCGCAAUAAAAUCCGCAAAUUUAGCGCGCACAAGGUGCUACAGCUGCGCGAAAGUUAUAAAUACCAACAGCAAACGCUCAACAAAGUUCUGGAAAAUCUACCAAGUCUCUAUUUCGAAAAUUGUCGAGCUGGAACCUGCGGGCACGCAGAAAGUCUCGUCUUCGAUCCAAGUGAUAUGGAAAGCGUCGAUUUCUACAUAAAAGCAAAAAUACAGGAAUUACAAAAGAAAGAAGGAUCCGAUUUGAAUCAAAGCAAAUUAUCGCUUUACUACACACCAACUGAGCGUUCGAUCGGCUCCAAAGGUUUAUCUCCAGUAGAAGAUGUGUUAGCAGGGGUUCAUAUAAACUACAUAGAAAGGCCAAAUAUGAUACUAGAGGGGCCUUCUACAUCUAAAGCAGCAUAUAUCAACCCGGAGAGUCCACGGAUUGAAAUAAUUAGUGAUUUAGUGACGGACGACGGGAAGGGUGAUUUGUUAUCAGUAGUGUCUAAUAAUAGCUUACAAGAAUUGCAACCAGGAACAAGUGGCGAUACGGAUUUUAACGAUUGUGAUAGUGGAAGAAUACAUCACGAGACUUCCUUGUAAAAUUUUUGUAUGGGAUAACACAAAAAAAACUUUUAAGAAAACUAAUAAAAAAAGAUAAUGAUUUAGUAGCACUUUGUUCGCUUACGAAAAUUAAUCUUUUGCUACUUCCAAAAUAAAUUACGAAGAGGUCAAUUAUCCUCUCAAUUCUUUAAUAACAAGUUAUCCUAUCUAGCUUUGCACCAAAUCAUAGAGGAUGAUAUUACUCUUGAAUAACCUUUUCAAAAUCAGUAAAUCUCUAGAAAAUAAUCUCAAGAAUAAUGCAUAUUACCUAAUUAAACAGCAAAUAUUUAAAUAAAAAAAUUCUCGACUGGAUUUAAACGAAGAAAUGUAAUUUAAUCUGCGAGAUUAAUACAGAUCAGAUGAUAGAGAUCUAUUAGAUACAUAACAGAUUUCUUGUAAAAAGACUGAUACAAUAUAAAAAGUGAGUUUUCAGUUAGCAACAUAAAGUUUAGUAUAGUUAAUAGUGUUGGUAGUUAGAUUUUUAGUAAGUAAUAAUAAUUUUUAAUUCAAUUGUACUUUCUUUCAUCCGAAGGAUCAGUGUCGCGAAGAUGAAAAAAUAAUCAUUGAGACUUUUUUAAAUCCUUAGAUUACAUUGCCACGCAUCUUCUAAUUUCUUUUAAUGAUGCAUUUAAAAAUACCUUUAGGGUGUAGAAAAAUAACAUAUUGUAGCAUCUUAAGUGUAACAUUUCUUAAUUUUUGGUAUGGGUACAAGACAAAAUAUUGUUAAAAAAAUAUAUUUUUCUGAGAAAAGCCCUUAUCUAUUGUUAAUCUAUUAUGUGGAGGUGAUUGUUCUCUGUAUUUUGGGUAGCGAUUUCAUGCUGCUUAUAAAUGCAAAUAUAAAUGUAGUGAUUA
Molecule: messenger RNA, 3951 nt
Organism: Anthonomus grandis grandis
Lineage: Eukaryota; Metazoa; Arthropoda; Insecta; Coleoptera; Curculionidae
Exons: 10
Coding region: 388-3099 (903 amino acids)
Molecular function (GO): protein binding
Source: RefSeq, a predicted model, not a curated record